Molecule: messenger RNA, 1295 nt
Organism: Phalaenopsis equestris
Lineage: Eukaryota; Viridiplantae; Streptophyta; Magnoliopsida; Asparagales; Orchidaceae
Product: transmembrane protein 230
Exons: 3
Coding region: 756-1109 (117 amino acids)
Cellular component (GO): endomembrane system
Source: RefSeq, a predicted model, not a curated record
CCGCCCGACGCCCGCGUGCCCUAGCCCCAUUUCGCGAAAACCGCCGGCCAUAGCCUUCUCUCACGCGAAGCUCGCCUGCCGGCGCUCCUCGCCGGCGAACGUUAGACCGCCGCCUCUUCUUCUCCGUGCGGGAGCUCCUAUUCGAGGGCUUUCACGCUAGCAUUUUUGGUCUCUCCCACUCCUUCGCAAGGCCGGCCGGAGGACUCGAUCCCGAGCCUUCUUGCAGCUUCCUCACGCCGGAGACGCCUCUCCAGCCGGUUAGCCGCCCCCCGCCUUCGCUGCCUUUCGCGUCCGACCCGAGGCCUUCGGGAUCUCCCUCGCACGAGGAACCUAGGGCACGCCGGUCCUUUCCUCUUGGUGCGAGCUGCCCUCGCCGGAAACAGCGCAGCGCCUCCUCCUUUUGGGCAGACAGUUGGCCCCAAGGUCCUCCCUGGCUGUAACAGCACAAAGGCUUACUGUCUCUCUCGUGCUAUCCGCGACCCUCUCCGACCUCCUUCCCUUGCGCAGGCAAACCUGCAAGCAACCCAGGUUGCUGGCAACCUCGCUUCCUCACUCUCUUACAGCCAACGACCUGAGCCGCCGCCGACGACUUUGCCAGCCUUCGUUUCAUUUUGGCCGGAAGCCUCGCCGGAACUCUGUAAAGUUUCAGCAUUAAGAGCCGUGAACGACUUGUCUCCUGCUUUUAGGCGGACUUCGAUCAGCCAACGUGACGGAACUGACACCUACCUGUUGAUUUUCUUGAUUAGCCACUUGUUAUGUCAGCGAGGCGUAAUAUUCGAUACUCUCCCCUUACCGGAGAAGAGACUGAUGAUGAUAAUGGAAUUGGAGGGCGAGAAGAUCCUCGAUUUAGCUACAAUCCUAGGGCAUUUGACAGAAUUCCUUGGAAGUCUAUUGCCCUGGCACUUUUUCUUCUUGCUUUAGGUUCGGUUCUUCUCUCGCUCUCAUUCUUCAUGUUUGCAGGCCACAUGGAGGGCGAUAACUCUCAAGCUUUUGGUCUUCUUGCACUCGGCAUACUUUCUUUCCUACCUGGGUUUUAUGAGACUAGAGUGGCAUAUUACGCUUGGAGAGGUGCCCCAGGUUACAGAUUCUCAUCCAUACCCUCUUACUGAUUUUUCUAUGUGGUUCGUUGAUCUGUAUGCUAGUUCCAUAUACUCUUUGGUUUGUUGAAUUGUAUUCAGGGCAAUGUAUUUGUAUUUAUAUUGCUUCAAAUCUUUUAAGUUCGAUUUUUGUUUUGUAAGCAUUUGCAAUAUACAAUUUUUAUUCUAAGUAUUUUGCAAUAAAUUGUCUUCCAUCAA